CGCCAAGACGCGCUUCUGGUGGCGCUCCCAGUGCCAGUGGUUCAUCCUUGCCAUCAUCGCCUUCGCCUUCGCCAGCCAUCAGAUCUGCUUCACCCGCUCUUCGACGUUCCUUGCGUACACGUCCUCAGCCCCCGGUACCCGAAACUCGAAGAGUUACCAGAUCUUUUGCCAGAGGAUCUCGCAAAACCCUGCCUAACAACGCUUCCAACCCUGAGUCCGGCAACAAGUCCUCUGCGUCCCGUCCUCCGCGAGACCCACCUGCUGACUCGGAGGCCGAUAACGCGGCUGUACCCCAUGACUACGCGCAGCACUUGUCCUCCAACUCUGAAAUAGCGGAACAUGAUCACAGCGAGAAAACCAUGGGUGUCAUAAGAAAGAACGCAGCCUCUCGGGGCGGUGAUGGCGGCACCAAAUACCAUUGCGACGUCUGCUCGAUCGACAUAACCUCCACUGUCCGCAUCUCUUGCGCCAAUCCCGCAUGCCGUGACUACGACUUGUGUGUACCAUGCUUUGCGCGCGGCGAGCACUCGAAGAAUCAUGAUCCUCGCACUCACGAAUACCACGUGGUCGAACAGAACUCAAUCCCCAUCUACACCGAAGACUGGGGUGCCGAUGAAGAAUUGCUUUUGCUCGAAGGCUCGGAGAGAUAUGGUCUCGGAUCCUGGGCUGACGUUGCGGAGCACAUCGGCGGGUAUCGCGAGAAGGAUGAAGUGCGCGACCACUACAUCAACACAUACAUCAAUAGUUCCUUGUUUCCCUUACCUGAACUAGCCGAUCCGAAGGACACGAGACUUUUCGAAAGAAUCCCCAAGGAUGAAUUCCAGGCUCGGAAGAAGCGACGUAUUGAAGAACGAAAGGAAGCAGCCAAAUCUGCUCCACCUGCCACCCCCAAGCAAAAGCCAACUGCCAGCGUGCCCGCAUGUCACGAAGUGCAGGGUUUCAUGCCUGGGCGAUUGGAGUUUGAAACCGAAUUCGCAAACGAUGCCGAAGAAGCGGUUCAGCACAUGUCAUUCGAGCCGGGUGAUGGCAUUGAUCCAGUGACGGGUGAAAUGGACGAAGAGACCGCACUCAAGAUGACCGUCUUCGACAUCUACAACUCCAGACUCAAGGCACGUACCGAGCGCAAGCGGAUCAUCUUCGAGCACAACCUCCUUGACUACAAGAAGAAUCAAUUGAUCGACAAGAAGAGAACCAAGGAGGAAAAGGAUCUCUUGCACAAAGCUAAGCCCUUUGCACGCAUGAUGAACCAUGAGGAUUUCGAGGCCUUUAACAGAGACCUCCUGCACGAGCAUAAUCUGCGAAUUGCCAUAUCUCAAUUACAGGAGUGGAAGCAGAUGGGUAUCACCGAUCUGAAAGGUGGCGAGAAGUAUGAAGCCGACAAACAAGCCCGUGCACAACGCAACCAGCCUCAAGGCCAAUUUGACCGCAUGCCACAGAUUCCUAAGAAGGGCAGUCAGGUUCAACAAGCCGAAUUACCCACUGAAGCCUCGAAACUGACAGCGCCUGAAUUGCCUCUACGCUUCCAACGCAAGCCAAAGACCGUUCCGCAGUUUGCCGACAGCCAGCCGGUCGUUCAGAACGAUUUCGACAAGCUCUUUGCCGAAGCAAAUGGUCCCGACAGCACUUCUGGCCCCAAGCCCAAACAGCGUUAUGUUGUGCAGCCAUUGAACGGAGUCACGCCCUGGAAAUUGGAGGAAGACAAAUCACUGGCCCCGGAUCUGCAGCUUCUCAGCGAAGAAGAAAUCCAACUCUGCAAUGCUCUUCACAUCCGUCCUAAACCAUACCUUGCACUCAAGGAAGGCCUAUUGAAAGAGGCGAUGAAGCAAGGUGGUCACAUGAAGAAGAAAGAAGCCCGUGGAGUCUGUCGGAUCGAUGUCAAUAAGGCUAACCGCAUUUUUGACUUUAUGAUCCACAGCGGAUGGAUUGCAAAGGCUUGAGGCCACAGUAGGGUCUCUUUUGUCCACAGUCUAGCGUUCUGGACGGGUUUGCUUUGCUGGCGGUCGGUGUUGGAGGUAACGUUUUCAAGCAUGGAGAUCAGCAUUGGCGCAAAGGACAGGCCUGCUUCCGCUUAACUAUUGUUUGCAUGUGCGCCAGGAGCACAGAUUGAUUGAGGACUCUUUUGGGUCGUGAUGCUUGUCAGCUUGUGGCUUGGUGGGAAGUGCCUUCUUGACAAGAGAGGACUGGAAGGCCGAAUGAAGUGCGAGGUCGGGUCAUUCAUCGGUCGGCUGGGACUGAAGGUGCUACUACCGCCACUGCAAGAUAACUGUCUACUGUAUGAUUACUUCUCAAGAACAGAGAGAAUGAAUUGUUAAACGUAUCAAUUCGGACGCAGACGUGCCCAGGUGUCCCUCGA
This is a messenger RNA of Exophiala dermatitidis NIH/UT8656, 2353 nucleotides long. RefSeq names its product transcriptional adapter 2-alpha. Gene Ontology annotation, molecular function: protein binding; transcription coactivator activity; zinc ion binding. Lineage: Eukaryota; Fungi; Ascomycota; Eurotiomycetes; Chaetothyriales; Herpotrichiellaceae. Gene Ontology annotation, cellular component: nucleus; SAGA-type complex. Bases 360 to 1937 code for a protein of 525 amino acids. The record is from RefSeq and is a predicted model, not a curated record. The transcript has 2 exons. Gene Ontology annotation, biological process: regulation of transcription by RNA polymerase II; chromatin remodeling.